GGCUAUCUCUCCCCAUCUUCCUCGUUAUUGGAGUUUUUGUACGAUAGUCAAUUAUUCCGCGAAUUUUGCAGCUGUCAUUUAAUAUCGGCCACAAUGGAGGUGCCUCAAACCCCAGCUCCGAUAACACCGACAGACAGGAGCGGCAGUGGCAAGCAUCAAACUAGACAUCGCACACGGCUGCGUAAGGCCUGCCAACGAUGCAGGUCCAGAAAACAGCGAUGCGAUGGGCGACGACCGGCAUGCGAAAACUGCGCAUCUGCUAACGCUGAAUGCAUCCCUGCAGCCCAGGAGCCGAUGGGUUUCUACCCUUCAAGAUACGUUCAAUCCCUCGAAGAGCACAUAGCAAAUUUGGAACGCGGUGCAGAAGACGAGGCUAGAACGGCUGGGAGCCCCCUCCAGCAACUGGUCCCUACUAUAGCAAGCUUUUCGGGCGAUGGCUUCGUACAAGACCUGACAAUGCAGCCAAAUGCCCCUGCGCCAAUCGAGUCCAAUAUUAACGACUUAUACUCUAUUCUAGACGAAGACCUGCGCGGUAUGCCAGAUUAUGCGAAUGCAUCCUCCAAUGCCACUGAUUCUACACCUGCCUUUAUGGAUCUCGAUGUCCCUGUAAGGAGUGGGGCGGGCUACUUCCAGGCGUAUUUCGAACUUAUCCAUCCACGAUACCCUUUUCUCGACGUCGAAGAGUGCAGUAAAGCAUACCAGCAGUGGAAGGCUGGAUUUGUUCCAUCCCAGAAUGAUAUAUGGUCAAAGUUUCUUGUCAAGAUGAUCUUCGCAAUCGGCUGCAUUUUACAAUCCUCCAGGCUGGAUCAAUCAGCACAAGGGUUACACAGUGACUUGAUAACCCAAGCCGAAGCAAGCCAGAGCAUCAUGACAAAUGAAUCAAAUACCCCAUUACUCCGUCUGCAGGCGAUGCUAUUAUACACGAUUUAUGCCCUUCAUGGUGAUAGCGCAUCGCGCAUCGUUCACAUUACAGGCGUAGCAAUGCGCUUCGCCGUACUACACGGAUUCCACCAGAUUCAAAAUGGGGAGGCGGCACAGAACACAUUGAAUAUAAAGGCCUUCUCGUGUGUUUACGCAAUCGAUCGAAUGGUUAGCAUCGUAUUGCGUCUCCCAAUAUAUCCUGCCGAUGAGUGGAUCACAACACCUCUCUACGAAAGCCAAGACGACGGCCAAUUUUACAUGCCUUGGGCUCUUGAUGCUCCUGGACUGUUUGCCGGUCGUCUAUACACUUAUAACUUGAGAUACUUCUCACAUUCGUGCAAAAUCCGACAAAUCCAAUCAGAUAUCAUCAGCAAGGCCCAACUAAUUGACGACCAACAUCUUGCGACGUACAUUUCCCAUGCAGAGGAAAGGAUCAACGUUUGGGCAGACAUGGAGAACAUCUCUUUGUGCGGGUACAGAUCAGAAUGCAAAAUCAACAGACUACUACAUGGCUGAUAAUCACAGUCAGAUAAAUUCGGAAGGAUACUCGAGCUCCACCGGAUUGAUACACUUGGCGAACAUUACCCGUGUGGUGCUCUACAGUUCUAUAUUGAUUGAUGUGUCAUCCUCGAAUACUGAUGAGCUGCUACAAGCUUGCUGUGAUCUUAGCAGGACAUGCCGACUGCUAGAAACAAAAAGACAAAUACCAAAACCAUGGCUUGAUAUGAUUGCCCACUUCCAGAACGCUG
Aaosphaeria arxii CBS 175.79 is the source of this 1670-nucleotide messenger RNA. RefSeq lists its product as uncharacterized. The transcript is spliced from 5 exons. Gene Ontology annotation, molecular function: sequence-specific DNA binding; zinc ion binding; DNA-binding transcription factor activity, RNA polymerase II-specific. The record is from RefSeq and is a predicted model, not a curated record. The coding region runs from base 94 to 1437 and encodes 447 amino acids. Gene Ontology annotation, biological process: positive regulation of transcription by RNA polymerase II; DNA-templated transcription. NCBI's taxonomy places the organism in Eukaryota, Fungi, Ascomycota, Dothideomycetes, Pleosporales.